This is a messenger RNA of Pezoporus flaviventris, 3612 nucleotides long. RefSeq lists its product as uncharacterized. The record is from RefSeq and is a predicted model, not a curated record. The transcript has 9 exons. Lineage: Eukaryota; Metazoa; Chordata; Aves; Psittaciformes; Psittacidae. The coding region runs from base 1 to 3612 and encodes 1203 amino acids.
AUGAGCCUGGCCGUUGUCCAGGGAGCCAGCCAGCAGCUGGCGGAACAUCGGGACAUGUCCCAAAACUCAGAUGAGGCAAUGGCACUAAUGGCAUCUGUGUGGACUGGGGACACUGAGUCUCCUGUGUGUGGAGACCAUCAAGGAGAGGCUGAAACAGCCAUUGUCUUGCCAGAAACACAGAGAGAGGAAGUGGCAGCUUCAUGGCCUGAGAUGCCUGUGCCAGAGGCUGGAGCAUGCCACUCUGCCCCAGAAGCAGCCAACGAAGGAGAAGCAGGAGCUUCUGCCUUUGAUCGUGAAUCUGGGCACCCGGUGAGCGAGGCACAUAUGGCUGGCACCGGAGAUACUGUGGAGAUUCAAGCAGGAGUCUCGCAUGGGCUACCUGUGGCAGAGAGAUUCCUGCUGCUCCCUAUGCCAGAGCCUCUGGAGGAGCCGGAGAGGAGCAGCAUGGCCCACACCAGUCACAGGCUCGACAUGCAAAGGAGAGCCAGCCUGCCUUGGCUGCUGGGCAGCUCUGUGGAAAGGGAGCUCCAGCAGCAGGAGGGCCAGAGGCCUCGUUUCGCCUUGCGGCGGGGACGGAUGCCCAGUCACAGGCAGGUGACGCCAGGGACCUUGGGCGAGGAAGCUGACGAUGAGGAGUUGGACGGAAAGGAAGAAGAGGAAUGGGAAGAGGCCAUGGACAAAGAGCUUUCUGAAGUGGAAGAGAUCACCAUACGCAACCUCUGGGUCAACCUCUCAGUCCCAGACCACUUCCAGGACACCCAUGCAGAUCCCCAGGAGGGAUCCAGCUGCCCCACCAGCAUGGGCAUGGACGCAACAGGAGAGGGAACCAGCCAACAGCUGGUGGAGUAUCAGGACAUGACCCAAAUCCUGAAAGAAACGGCCAGGACCAUCUCUGAAGAGGUCCUGAUCAUGAGCCUGGCCGUUGUCCAGGGAGCCAGCCAGCAGCUGGCGGAACAUCGGGACAUGUCCCAAAACUCAGAUGAGGCAAUGGCACUAAUGGCAUCUGUGUGGACUGGGGACACUGAGUCUCCUGUGUGUGGAGACCAUCAAGGAGAGGCUGAAACAGCCAUUGUCUUGCCAGAAACACAGAGAGAGGAAGUGGCAGCUUCAUGGCCUGAGAUGCCUGUGCCAGAGGCUGGAGCAUGCCACUCUGCCCCAGAAGCAGCCAACGAAGGAGAAGCAGGAGCUUCUGCCUUUGAUCGUGAAUCUGGGCACCCGGUGAGCGAGGCACAUAUGGCUGGCACCGGAGAUACUGUGGAGAUUCAAGCAGGAGUCUCGCAUGGGCUACCUGUGGCAGAGAGAUUCCUGCUGCUCCCUAUGCCAGAGCCUCUGGAGGAGCCGGAGAGGAGCAGCAUGGCCCACACCAGUCACAGGCUCGACAUGCAAAGGAGAGCCAGCCUGCCUUGGCUGCUGGGCAGCUCUGUGGAAAGGGAGCUCCAGCAGCAGGAGGGCCAGAGGCCUCGUUUCGCCUUGCGGCGGGGACGGAUGCCCAGUCACAGGCAGGUGACGCCAGGGACCUUGGGCGAGGAAGCUGACGAUGAGGAGUUGGACGGAAAGGAAGAAGAGGAAUGGGAAGAGGCCAUGGACAAAGAGCUUUCUGAAGUGGAAGAGAUCACCAUACGCAACCUCUGGGUCAACCUCUCAGUCCCAGACCACUUCCAGGACACCCAUGCAGAUCCCCAGGAGGGAUCCAGCUGCCCCACCAGCAUGGGCAUGGACGCAACAGGAGAGGGAACCAGCCAACAGCUGGUGGAGUAUCAGGACAUGACCCAAAUCCUGAAAGAAACGGCCAGGACCAUCUCUGAAGAGGUCCUGAUCAUGAGCCUGGCCGUUGUCCAGGGAGCCAGCCAGCAGCUGGCGGAACAUCGGGACAUGUCCCAAAACUCAGAUGAGGCAAUGGCACUAAUGGCAUCUGUGUGGACUGGGGACACUGAGUCUCCUGUGUGUGGAGACCAUCAAGGAGAGGCUGAAACAGCCAUUGUCUUGCCAGAAACACAGAGAGAGGAAGUGGCAGCUUCAUGGCCUGAGAUGCCUGUGCCAGAGGCUGGAGCAUGCCACUCUGCCCCAGAAGCAGCCAACGAAGGAGAAGCAGGAGCUUCUGCCUUUGAUCGUGAAUCUGGGCACCCGGUGAGCGAGGCACAUAUGGCUGGCACCGGAGAUACUGUGGAGAUUCAAGCAGGAGUCUCGCAUGGGCUACCUGUGGCAGAGAGAUUCCUGCUGCUCCCUAUGCCAGAGCCUCUGGAGGAGCCGGAGAGGAGCAGCAUGGCCCACACCAGUCACAGGCUCGACAUGCAAAGGAGAGCCAGCCUGCCUUGGCUGCUGGGCAGCUCUGUGGAAAGGGAGCUCCAGCAGCAGGAGGGCCAGAGGCCUCGUUUCGCCUUGCGGCGGGGACGGAUGCCCAGUCACAGGCAGGUGACGCCAGGGACCUUGGGCGAGGAAGCUGACGAUGAGGAGUUGGACGGAAAGGAAGAAGAGGAAUGGGAAGAGGCCAUGGACAAAGAGCUUUCUGAAGUGGAAGAGAUCACCAUACGCAACCUCUGGGUCAACCUCUCAGUCCCAGACCACUUCCAGGACACCCAUGCAGAUCCCCAGGAGGGAUCCAGCUGCCCCACCAGCAUGGGCAUGGACGCAACAGGAGAGGGAACCAGCCAACAGCUGGUGGAGUAUCAGGACAUGACCCAAAUCCUGAAAGAAACGGCCAGGACCAUCUCUGAAGAGGUCCUGAUCAUGAGCCUGGCCGUUGUCCAGGGAGCCAGCCAGCAGCUGGCGGAACAUCGGGACAUGUCCCAAAACUCAGAUGAGGCAAUGGCACUAAUGGCAUCUGUGUGGACUGGGGACACUGAGUCUCCUGUGUGUGGAGACCAUCAAGGAGAGGCUGAAACAGCCAUUGUCUUGCCAGAAACACAGAGAGAGGAAGUGGCAGCUUCAUGGCCUGAGAUGCCUGUGCCAGAGGCUGGAGCAUGCCACUCUGCCCCAGAAGCAGCCAACGAAGGAGAAGCAGGAGCUUCUGCCUUUGAUCGUGAAUCUGGGCACCCGGUGAGCGAGGCACAUAUGGCUGGCACCGGAGAUACUGUGGAGAUUCAAGCAGGAGUCUCGCAUGGGCUACCUGUGGCAGAGAGAUUCCUGCUGCUCCCUAUGCCAGAGCCUCUGGAGGAGCCGGAGAGGAGCAGCAUGGCCCACACCAGUCACAGGCUCGACAUGCAAAGGAGAGCCAGCCUGCCUUGGCUGCUGGGCAGCUCUGUGGAAAGGGAGCUCCAGCAGCAGGAGGGCCAGAGGCCUCGUUUCGCCUUGCGGCGGGGACGGAUGCCCAGUCACAGGCAGGUGACGCCAGGGACCUUGGGCGAGGAAGCUGACGAUGAGGAGUUGGACGGAAAGGAAGAAGAGGAAUGGGAAGAGGCCAUGGACAAAGAGCUUUCUGAAGUGGAAGAGAUCACCAUACGCAACCUCUGGGUCAACCUCUCAGUCCCAGACCACUUCCAGGACACCCAUGCAGAUCCCCAGGAGGGAUCCAGCUGCCCCACCAGCAUGGGCAUGGACGCAACAGGAGAGGGAACCAGCCAACAGCUGGUGGAGUAUCAGGACAUGACCCAAAUCCUGACAACCACCCUCUAA